Messenger RNA from Dreissena polymorpha, 2666 nucleotides. Its product is annotated as potassium voltage-gated channel subfamily H member 7-like. The transcript is spliced from 14 exons. Gene Ontology annotation, molecular function: inward rectifier potassium channel activity. Gene Ontology annotation, cellular component: membrane. Bases 15 to 2420 code for a protein of 801 amino acids. The record is from RefSeq and is a predicted model, not a curated record. Gene Ontology annotation, biological process: potassium ion transmembrane transport; membrane repolarization during action potential. Lineage: Eukaryota; Metazoa; Mollusca; Bivalvia; Myida; Dreissenidae.
AAAGCAAGAUCGUGAUGCUGAAGGUGUUAAAGGACAUUCGCUCACGUGGCAGAUUUCGACCAAUCAGCGAGGAACAAACACGGCGGGAAGGUGCAAAGCUUUUGGGCGAGGAAUCCAAGAGCGAGUUUCACACGGAGGAAUCGGAGGAACUGUCGACCAUCGAGCAGGCUCAGGAUCAUGGGGCUCGAAUACAGCGCACUCAGCCAGACUUUGUCAUCCUACACUAUAGUCCAUUUAAAGCAGUUUGGGACUGGGUGAUACUUAUCCUCGUCCUCUACACAGCUGUGUUCACGCCAUACCAAACGGCGUUUCUCCUCAACGAAGACGAAUCAACGAUGCGACUCAACCGAAAUGCCGCCACAAGGUCCCAGACUUCCGACACCACCAAAGCUAGUCCUCUUGUAAUAAUCGAUCUCAUCGUUGAUCUGAUGUUUAUCCUCGACAUCCUCAUCAACUUUCGCACGUCUUAUCUUCACAACGGAGAGGUCAUCAUGGACCAAAAGAAGAUUGCAAUUAAUUACGUGAAGGGGUGGUUUCUUAUAGAUACCGUCGCCGCUAUACCUUUUGAUCUGCUACUGUUUGGGUCAGGAACUAGUGACACUAUGACUAUAGCGGGUAUUCUGAAAACAGCCCGGUUGCUAAGGUUACUGCGUGUGAUUCGGAGGAUCGAACAGUUUGCAGAGUAUGGAGCAGCCGUGCUGCUACUGCUGAUGGUUACAUUCUCACUGGUCGGCCACUGGCUGGCAUGCGCAUUCUAUGCCAUCGCUUACUGGGAGCGUCCGCAUCUAGACGGCAAUAUAGGUUGGUUGGAUCAUUUGGCACAGCAACUCAACGAACCGUUCAUAGUGAACGUCACAAGUAGCGGCCCGAGCAUUAAGACCAAGUAUAUCACCGCGCUCUACUUUACCUUCACCUCGCUGACCAGUAUUGGCUUCGGCAACAUCUCUCCCAACACUAACGCUGAGAAGAUAUUCUCCAUAUUCGCCAUGCUUCUUGGAUCGUUAUUGAGUGCCGCCAUUUUCGGUAACGUUUCGUCCAUCAUGCUGCGAAUCUACCAAGGUACCGACGAAUACCACGAGAAGGUGCAGAGCAUCAAAGACUUCAUCAACUUCCACCACCUUCCUAAGAAUCUGGCCACACGGCUACAGGAGAGUUUCCAACACGCUUGGUCCUAUACCAAUGGGAUUGACAUGAAUUCCGUCUUGAAGAGUUUUCCGGAGUGUCUUCAGGCCGAUAUUUGUCUUCAUCUGAACCGCAACCUGCUGAACAACUGUCCUGCCUUCCAAAAGGCGUCGACAGGAUGCCUACGUGCCCUGUCUAUGCAAUUCAAGACCACCCACGCUCCCCCGGGCGAUACAUUGAUCCACCCUGGGGACAUACUGACGUCCAUUUACUUCAUGGCCCGGGGAUCCAUAGAGAUUAUCAAGGAUAACACGGUCAUGGCCAUACUUGGCAAAGACGACAUUUUUGGCGGCGACCUUCAUGACUUGGACACGUCAGGAAAGUCUCUUUACUUCGUCAGAGCCCUGACCUACUGUGAUAUCAACAGAAUAGAGAUUAGUGACUUGAAGGACACGCUGAAUUCCUACCCGGAAUUCGCCGAGGAGUUCAUGAAACGCAUUCAAGUGACGUUUAAUCUAAAACGGGGGACGCUUUUCGAGUCCAAGCGGAAGUCCAAAAUUGACGAAGAAAAGCUCCGGUUUAUACGACAGAAGCAGCCGCACAUGCAGUCACGAAGGAACAUAAGUAGAAGCGAAGAAACUCUUCCAAAGUCAUACCAAAGACGCCGAAAGCACAGCGCCUCGCAGACGGAUGAAGAUGAGACAUCUCCAAGAUUCAUCGAGAUUUCACCGGAGCAGGCCUACUCCGAUAUACAACGAGAUUUUGCAGACCGAAGGGAGUCGAAAUCUUCAAAUACGAAAGUCAAAGAGAAACUGGGGAAGGUUACAAAGGUUAUCAAGCUCGAUGAAAGAGAAAGUGUUCCUUGCGAGCCUUCCUCCACCAUGUCGACGACAACUACCUACACACCCAAGUCAUUAUCCAGCAGCGGUCAAAGAUUUUCCUGGGGUCAGGGUAUCAUCGACCCCGGGGUGUCCGCCGAGAGGGACGGGGCAUCGAAUCAAGUGACUAUGGUGCCAGAUCAAAUUGACAUUCUAAAUAUAGACUUAAAAUUGGAACAAUUGUCUAGCCGUAUGAACAAGUUCGAAGCUGAUCUCUUCACUACUGUUGACAGUAUUCUACAUCUUCUGGGGCAUUCCCCGAGCGUCAAACGCAACCCUAAAGCUGAAGUGUGCGAUACAGUGACUAUAAAUAGAUCAGAGAUUCCGAACAGUCACGUGAAAUCAGUUUCCGUCUCGCGGAAAGGAGCAAGACUAGUAAAAUCGCCUAGCGACUUAGCAAAAUUGUUAGACAAAAUGUAAUUUUAGUGCAUAAUUGCAUAAUUUAAGUAUUAAAACUUGUUGAAAUAACUAAUUUAUUUUAGAAGUUUGAUGUCUUCUACCGCGCCAUAGGCUGCAUAAUGUGACGAUACUGAAGGUGUUGCAGCACAUCUUUGUAAUAAACUAAAUGGAGUCACGAAAUUUAGGAACUAUUUUAUUAUACGUGUAGCCAUUUAGUGUCGACUAGAAUGUAUUCAAUUUUAGUAUGAGCAUAUGGCUAAUGGGGGU